Plutella xylostella (diamondback moth) is the source of this 1736-nucleotide messenger RNA. RefSeq lists its product as uncharacterized. Lineage: Eukaryota; Metazoa; Arthropoda; Insecta; Lepidoptera; Plutellidae. The record is from RefSeq and is a predicted model, not a curated record.
GUUCGAUAACGUCGUAUUUUGGACUGACUCAACUAUAGUAUUAGGAUGGCUACGUAUGCCAUGUAACUUGCUGAAAACGUUUGUUCAAAAUAGGGUCGCGGAGAUUCAUGAACUUACCAAAGACAGUCUAUGUCAAUGGCGGCAUGUUAGUGGUAAAGAUAACCCAGCCGAUAUAGUAUCACGUGGACAAAGUUUAGGUAUGUUAAAAGAAAAUAGUCUUUGGUGGAAUGGCCCUACAUACCUACAUGACCCUCAGUUUGACGUAACGAGCUUGAAGGCACCGUUAGUACCUAAUCACACAGAGUUGCCCGAAAUAAAGCCAACUGCCGUACAAAGUCAUGUAACACAACAAAAUAAUGAUGAGUCAUGGCUUGAUUUUAAUAGGUUUUCACAGUUUGUUCGCAUGCAACGAGCGGGUGCCUACGUCUUAAGGUUUAUUUAUAACGCGCGCAACAAAAUCAAAAGAAUAGGCCCGUUAUCAGUUGACGAACUUAAUGAAUCGCUCACAACACUGACAAAAUUAGCACAAAGGGAAUCAUUCUCCGACUUAUUCAAUAAAAAUGGUCUGUCAGUAUCUAAAUCAAAUAGUUUAUCGAAACUGAAUUUAUUUUUAGAUGAUAAACAAAUUAUUCGUGUGGGAGGUCGCAUACAGAACUCCUUAGAUUUUAGUUUUAAUAAAAAGCAUCCUGCCUUAUUAUCAUCUAAACAUUAUUUCACGCUGUUAUUGUUUAGACAUCAACAUAAACAACUGAUGCACGCAGCUCCGCAGCUUCUGUUGUACACCGUGAGGGAGGCGUGGUGGCCGGUCGCCGGCCGCUCGCUCGCGCGCCGCGUCGUGCACGCCUGCGUCACGUGCGCCCGCCUGCGCGCCCAGACACUACAACCCAUCAUGGGUAACUUACCCGCGCAAAGGUUACAACCUGGGUUUCCAUUCGAACGCUGUGGGGUAGACUACGCUGGUCCUGUGCUCAUAUUGAACCGUAAAGCACCUGCCACCGCCGACCUGCGAGACAAGCCGAUGCUGCGCCUCACACGCUACCAGAGAGUCGAGCAGAUCCGCCAGCACUUCUGGGCCAGGUGGUCCAAGGAGUACGUCUCGGAGCUGCAGCAGAGAAUCAAGUGGAGGACGAGCAGUGAGGACUUGAAGGAGCACACCAUGGUUCUCAUCAAAGAUGACAAUCUACCACCAUUGAAGUGGAGCCUGGGUCGCAUCACACGAGUCUACCCGGGCAGAGAUGGCAUAUCAAGAGUGGCCGAUAUCAGAACCGCCAAUGGGACUACACGCAGGGCAUUCUCCAAAAUAUGCCCGCUUCCUGUGGACGACUGUUCCUGUUGAAACCUGACGGUUCCAAGGCCGGGAGUAUGUUACGGCACACUAGUACGCUAGCUGAUAAGCAGAGCAGCUAAUACACGCACUGAGCACUAGAUGGCGCCACUCUCGGAAUAUCACGUCAUGAACAGCCAAUCAGAGCCAGCCUUCAUCACGACAUAUUCACGGGGACCAAUAAGAAGACGCCAACACGAUGUCCGCCUGCCUACGUCAUUGAAGAAGCCUGUAGAUCCUCACACGCGCAACUAACACUCACACAUUCGAAUUCGCCUCUCACCUAACUGCCACUGUAUAUUUAAAAUAUUGUAAAUAAUUAAUAAAAUCAAAGUCUACACGCAAGAAAGUUGUCGCCUACAUCAUUUCCACAACCACCAACUGGAGAGCCUAUGACCGCAGCCCUAAGCCC